CCCCUAACAGGAGAAUACUCACUCAUGGACUACGAGACAGAGGAUCAGGAGACUCAAUACUGCUUUCCUGACAUCAACUCAUCAUGUGUUAAGGAACAACGCUCCAUUCAUGAAUAUAAUAUCAUGUAUGUGUUUUUUUCAUUGCUGUCAGCAUGGACUGUGUUUCUGAACCUGCUGGUGAUCAUCUCCAUCUCUCACUUCAAGAAGCUUCACACUCCAACCAACAUGAUUAUUCUCUCUCUGUCUUUAAAUGAUCUGCUUGUUGGGCUUAUCGUGAUGCCUAUACAGGCCAUCAGACUGAUUGAGACGUGUUGGUAUUUUGGACACACUUUCUGUGGAAUCAGUUUAAUAUUAAUUGGUGUGAUUAUAUCUGCAUCUCUUAGUAAUUUGGUUUUAAUUGCUGUUGAUCGUUAUGUGGCUGUGUGUCACCCUUUACUGUACCCACAGAAAAUAACCAUCUCUAACAUGUUGAUGAGUAUCUGUCUGAGCUGGGUUUACUAUUCAGUUUAUAACACUGCCCUCAUAAUUUAUAAUGGAUAUUUUGAAACCUCAGAAAGAACAGACGUGUGUUAUGGAGACUGUUUAGUUAUGAUAAGCUUUAGUUGGAUAGUCACUGAUCUGUUCAUAUCCUUUUUUUCCCCCUGUGUCAUUAUGAUCACUUUAUAUGUGAGAAUUUUCUAUGUCGUUCAUCAGCAAGUGAAGGUUAUAAACUCUCUGAUAAAUGGUGGUAGAUGUGUAAUGGAGAGUUCAGUAAAGAGGAAAUCUGAGAGUAAAGCUGCUCUGACUUUAGGGAUCAUUGUGUCAGUUUAUCUGCUGUCCUGGAUUCCUUACUGUAUCUGUUCUGUAACUGUAAAUUCUUCCACAGCUAUAACUGUUUUAUCAUGGACUGUGUAUGCUAACUCAGGUCUGAAUCCUCUGGUUUAUGCUAUAUUUUACCCCUGGUUCAAAAAGACAGUUAAAAACAUCCUGACUUUGAAAAUAUUUGAGCCGGCAUCCUCUCUGGUCAAUAUUUUUAUGGAACAUGAUCUGUAAUUAAUCUGCCAAUUCUAUCAAUUACAUAAACACAAGAUCUCUUAAAACAAAGCAAAAGCAGCAGUGAUAACAUUGUGGUCACACUUUAAUUCGAUGG
This is a messenger RNA of Danio rerio (zebrafish), 1129 nucleotides long. Lineage: Eukaryota; Metazoa; Chordata; Actinopteri; Cypriniformes; Danionidae. The record is from RefSeq and is a predicted model, not a curated record.